AUGGACAAGAUGGUAAAUAAAGCUGUGCAACUUUGUUGUCGGAGGCUAAAAAGGAAACAUCUAUUGUUUCCACCAAAUUUUUGGCGGCCGAUUCAAACGAAAGGUUUCUCCAAGCAGUCAGAUGCCCACUCAAUACUGUCUCAGCUGACAAUCAUCCAGUCUUCCAACAACAUUUGUAACAACUGCCUUGCAGGAAGACUGGGUCUACCAACAUUACAUAAUAUAAAACAGCUGUCAAAUGUACUUCACAAGCAGCUCAAGGUGUUGACUUCGAUUUUGAUGAAAUCAAAUUGGUUACAAGGGGAAUGCAUCAGACAGUUCAUUGAGAAAG
Candidula unifasciata is the source of this 331-nucleotide messenger RNA. The record is from the annotation of a GenBank genome assembly. NCBI's taxonomy places the organism in Eukaryota, Metazoa, Mollusca, Gastropoda, Stylommatophora, Geomitridae.